Drosophila bipectinata is the source of this 11461-nucleotide messenger RNA. RefSeq names its product SET domain-containing protein upSET (gene upSET). The record is from RefSeq and is a predicted model, not a curated record. Gene Ontology annotation, cellular component: Rpd3L-Expanded complex; Set3 complex. Lineage: Eukaryota; Metazoa; Arthropoda; Insecta; Diptera; Drosophilidae. Gene Ontology annotation, biological process: regulation of DNA-templated transcription.
AAACCCACGUCUAAUAUUAGUUCGUUACAAUACACCCAACAGCCGUCGCCGCCACCAUGCCCAUGUCCACCCAUGACACGGUCUUUGUGGAGCCGGCCGUUAGCACCAGCAGCGGUGGCAGCAGCUCCAGUAUAAAUCGCGUAGGAGUCGGCGGUGGUCCCCAGCCGCCGCCCCCCCACAUCGUCAUCGAUGGCAGCAGCCUCUCCACCCAGGCGCAGCUUCAGCGGAUCAUGCAGCGCCGCAUGUCGAUCAGCACCCGGCAGAUCCUCAGCGCCAGCCAGGGCCAGCCCCAGACGGUGAUGAAUUCGACCCAGAAAUACGCAGUGCGUACAGCGACCGGGACCACGACGGCUGCUACUGCGCCUGGCCCAGGCCAGGAGCUAAUCAAUCCUCAAAUCUACAAGAUCGUGACCACCGACGGCAGCACCAGCAACGUCAUCAUCGAUGCCUCGGCGGCCACCCCGCCCCACAACUCCAAGCUGCUGCUCAGUAAUCUCACGGUGCUCUCCAAGGGUGCGCCAGGUGUUCCAGGAGGUGCUCAACAGCAACAGCAGCAGCUCAACUACCUGACCGCCAAGGGCCUACCGUACGUCACAGCCUCGCCUGCCAAGCAGUCGGCCCAGCAUCAGCCCCAGAAGUUCGGAAGCAUUGGUGCCUUCAAGGCGCAGCAACAGCAGCAGCAGCAGCACCCCCAGCACGCCACCCUGCAGAAGGUGACUCUGGGCUCCAGGGUGGCCACUCGCCUGCAGUCGUAUGUCCCGGCCACGCCGCCGCAGAUAAUCGUCCAGCCGGCGCAGCCCAAGUAUGUGAAUGCCACGGCCACCGCGGUGGCCGGCAAUGCGGCGUUGCUGAAGAAGGCGAGCCAGAAGAUCAUGGUCAAGAGCGUGGGCAACAUGCUGCAGCAUCAACAGCAGCAGCAACAGCACCAAAUACAGACGCAGCAGCUCAAGACUUUCAUCACCCAGCAGCAGCAGCAACAGCAGCAGCAGCAGCAGCAACAGGCCUACAAGACGGUCGGUGGCCCGAAGGCAAAGUUCGUGAAACAAACGACAGCCCUCUCCAUCGCCGCCAUGCCCCAGCAGCACCAGCAGCUGCAGCCGGCGACGUACAUCAAGCAGCCCAUGGUCACAGCCUCACCCACGCCCGCCAAGGUCACCAAGCUGAACAGCAAGUAUGUGCAGCAGCAAAUCAGCCUGCCGCAGGGAACGCAGCUGCAGCACAAAACCUCGCCCAGCGGCGGCACCGGGUACGUGCUCCAGCAGGGGCAGGCCACCUCGGCCGCCGGCAGUGGCACCAUCAAGUUCGUCAACUCGCACGGCACCGUCAUCCAGCAGCAUCCGCAGCACCAGCCGGCCACCAAGCGCACCCACUACAACAGCGGCGGCAGCAGCGACAACGAUUCGCAUGCCGGGGCGGCGGCCAACUCGUCCUCGCUGAUCACCGACGACGUCAUGAUCGUCAACGGCACCCAGAUGACGGACGAGCUGUCGGCGCGCAUUCUCCAGAGCAUGGCCCAGAAGUCGUUCAGCCAGCAGCAGCAGCGAUACCAGCCGCCGCAGCCAGCCUCCGCCAACAGCCACAUGCCACCGCCUACCCAGAUCCUCUACAGCAGCGGUAGCGGCAGUGGCGGCACCAGUGCCACCAGCAGCAACGGCAUAAUGACCAGCAGCCCGGGGGCUAGUGCUCCUGGCAACCUACUCCUGGCCCAUUACCAGUCAGCCGGCUCGAAAGUGUCCUCGCCCUCGUACCUCACGGUGUCCGGCUCCCCAACCGCGCCGGUCACUGUGGCGGCCACGCCGUCGGUGAGCAUUUCGUCGCAUGGCUUUGCCAGUGGAAGCGCCGCCAUCUCGUCCUACAUGUCCUCGGCGACGGCGGCGCGGCGCCAGUCGGUUAGUGCGCCCAGCAGCCGGUCGGCAUCGCUGGAGCGGAAGAACCAAGCGCUCCAGCAGCAGCACGAGGCGAUGAGCGUGGCCAGGAAGGUGCCGACGGUCAUCGAGUAUUACAACAAGCAUGGUGCCAACAGCAGCAACCUGACCCACAGCAGCAGCCUAAGUAAUUUGGGACCCGCGAGGAACAGCACUACAUUCAGCACUACCACGAAUAUAGCCGCGGCACCGGCUCCUCUUCACCUGGCCCCCGUAAACCCAGUCCACGUGGAGACAGCGCCCCAGUCCCCGGCCGUGGUGAAGGCGCCUCCCCAAGCGUCGGCCCAGCAGCUGGUUCAGUUAAGUGCCCACGACGAGGAGCUGUACAUCGAGGAGGUGCGACCAGUGCCCGUGCUCACGCAGGAUUUGCGGCUGCAGCAGCUGCACGCCAUUAUGCAGGACCACACCUACGCCUCCCAGCAGCAGCAGCAGCAGCAACCACCACAGCCAUCUGCAGCUUCUAGCGCAGCGACGACCCCGGGAGCGGCACAGCAACCACAGCAGUGGUCGUUGGGCGGCAUAGGAGUGACAGUGGCGGGAGCCCAACCAGUUCCCGCUGUUGGAGGCACGUAUGCCAACUUCUAUGGCCAGCAAAUUCCUCGCCAUGUGACGGACGAUGAUGCCCAUUCGGCCAUUAGCAGUAGCUCCCGAUUGGGUCUGGCCAGCGCCGACAUUGAUCCUGGAGAGGAGACGGAAACGGCACCCGAGGCAGAACCGGAGGACGACUCUGUGACGCGCUGCAUCUGUGAGCUGACCCACGACGAUGGCUACAUGAUAUGCUGCGACAAGUGCUCAGCCUGGCAACAUGUGGACUGCAUGGGCAUCGACCGCCAAAACAUCCCCGAGGAGUACAUGUGCGAACUGUGCCAGCCGAGGGCGGUGGACAAGGCGAGAGCCCGCGCCCUGCAGCGUCAGAAGCGCAAGGAGCACAUGAUGCUGGUGGCCACCCAGGCAGCUAAUGGAGUGGCGGCUGUGGCGGCCGGGACGACUUUCAGCAGUGGAGGUACUCUCGGCGGCACACCGGCCAUUUCGGAUGAGAUGCAGCAGCGCCUGGCCUCUGGCUUGAAUGGCGGCUAUGCGACGGGCACCGGCAUGUCCAAGAAGUCGAAGAAGACCAAAGACGGGAUCAGCGGAGGGGCUAGCAUAAAGAAGAGCAAGAAGAGCGGGGCUGGCGGCGACAAGAGCGGAAACUCCUCGCUGCAGUCCAGCGGGAAGACCGGAAAGAAGAACAGCAAGCGCAAGAGCAAGUCCGGUGGCGAUGGAUCCAGUGGCGGAGGCAGCAGUCCUGCGCUGACGGCGGCGGAGAAGCAUGCCGCCAAUCUGCGCCAGUGGAUUGAGAACUACGAGUACGCCGUGACCAACCACUACUCGCCGGAGCUGCGCGCCCGCCUGCACGCCAUCCAGAAGCAGCCGAGUCUGCUGCAGAGCAUCCAGAACACGGAGAACAAGGCGCUCCGCCAGAUUCAGCAGCAGAUGUCGGGCGGCGGCGUAGGCGACCAGCUGCCAUUGGAGCAGCGGGCGCAGCUCAUCCCCUACGCGGGCGCCAAGGUUCUGAUCAGCAGUGUAGAGCUGGCGCCCAAUGCGCCCAUCCACGAGCUGCGCGGAAAGUACAUGCUGACCACCCAGUUCCGAACCCAGAACCCCACGAUUAACAUGAACACUCCUCCGCCCAACAACUACCUGACCAGCUUCAAGGCCCACAAGACGCCCGGCCAGUUCGUGUUCUUCUACCAGCUGCCGGGAGUGGAGGCGCCGAUGCAGACGCUGCGGGCGGACGGCAGCGUGCCCCUGGCGGCCCAGCAGCCACCCUCCUACCUGAAGGGUCCGGAGGUGUGCGUGGACACGAGAACGUACGGAAACGAUGCGAGAUUCGUGCGACGCUCAUGUCGGCCGAACGCCGAGCUCCAGCAUUAUUUCGAGAAGGGAACCCUGCAUUUGUACAUUGUGGCGCUGACCCACAUCCGAGCCCAGACGGAGAUCACGGUGCGACACGAGCCGCACGACCUGGCCGCCGUGGAGCAGAAGAAGUCGCACGCCUCUGUGGUCCAGCCGACGAGCACGCGGUGUGCCUGCGACCUGGGCAGCGACUGCCUCUUCGCCUUGCCGCUGGCUGUGCAGCAGCAGCUCCAGGCUCCACCCACCCAGCCGAGGAGCAGUCACCGGAACAAGUCCUCGGCGGCCGUCAACAGUGCGGCGGCCAUUCAACUGACCAUGGGCUUGGGAGUGGGGGUCGGACCGGGAGCGGUGCCAGGUGGCCUGCCGGGCUCCAGGAAUCGGUCCACCUCCUCCAGCGGCGAGAGCAGCCAGAUGGGCCUGAACAGUCCCCAGCUGGGGCAACUGAAUCUGGGCUUCAAGCCAUCCCCGACGGCAGGCACUCUGACGGGACCAGUGACGGGCGUGCUCUGCAACAGUGCCGGCAGCAGCAGCAGCACCGGCAGCAACAACUCCUGCUCGGCGUCCAUGUCCAGUGUGCUGCACGACUCGGGCAUCUGCACCUCCUCCUCGUCGCCUUCAGUGUCCAUACCAUCGCCCACGCCAGCGCAGCUGCAGUCCCCCACCCUGCAGCACCAGCAGCAACCGCAGAUGUCCCUCCUGCAGAGGAGUCCAACGCAGCAGCAGCAACAGCAGCAGAUCUUGGCUGCUCUGCCCACCCCGAUGCUCACCCCCAUGCUGUCGCCCCAGUUGCCCAAGCCCCUGCAGCAGCAUGUGGUGCUGCCCACGCCGCACCAGCCAUCCCUGCUGCAGCCACACCACCACCAGCAACAGCAUCAACAAGCUCAGCUGAAGCACCACCAGAAUCAGAAUCAGCACCAGAACCAGCUCCAGCCGCAGCAUCAAGAGCCCCUGGCCGUGAUCGCAGCCGCUGCGGCAGCCCAGCAGCCCAUGGCCACGUGUAUUGUGCGGCAGUCUCCGCAGCAACAAUCUCCGAAGGCCCCACAGCCCCAACAGCCACAGGUGGCACCUCAUCAGCCACCACAGUUCGUCAGCAACGUGCCGCAGAAGCAGCAACUCCAGCAACACCAGUACAUGGCAGACGAGGCCAGGAUGGCGGUCAGUGCCUUGCAGAGCUUGCAUGCCACGCCCACGUCGCAUGUGUCUGCGCCCAUCAAGGUGACAGUCCAGCCCCAGCAGCAGGCCCAUCCCCAACAGCAACAGUUGCAACAACCGCAUCCUCCUCAGUCGCCCCAGAAACAGCAACAGAUUCUCUACCCAGCUGGAGUCCAGACCAUUCAGGUGACCACACAGGCAAAGGUCACCACACCCACAAAGGUGGCCACGCCCACGAAGAGCUCCCCCGUUGUCAACAACAACAACAGCGUGGGAGGAACCAUGUCGGCCAAGAAGACGCCAGCCAAGCAGGCGGCUGUGGCGAAUGUUACCACGCCAGGAUCAGCCGCUUCUUCGCCAGCCGACUCAAAGGAUGAAGACUUGUCCAGCGCAGGAACCACGCCCACCACUCGCACCCCCGCCAAGGACAAGCCCAAGCAGUCGCGGGAGGACCGCAAGCUGGAGGCGAUCCUGCGGGCCAUCGAGAAGAUGGAGAAGCAAGAGGCUCGCGGGAAGAAGGAGACCCGGCAGAGCACCUCCUGCAAGCGGCAGGCCAGCAACUCGCCCGCCUCGCCCAACAAGCGCAGCAACUCCAACUCCAUUUCCAUCAGCGAGGACGCGGAUACGCCCACCAGCUCCACCUCGGCUGCUGCGGCGGCGGCUGCCCAGCGCCGGAACAAGAAGAAGCGGAAGGUGAGCCGCAGCAACAACAACGGCCUGAACAGUUCCGGCAGCGGCGGCAGCAACAACAAGCGGCGGAAGAGCAUCCUGGUGGAGUCCGACGGUGAGUCGCACGCGCUGACCAACUCCGAGUCGGAGGACCAGGUGGUGCAGCACCACCACACGGGAUCAGAGGACCAGGCGGCGGGCAUGCUCCUGGCCUUGGCGCAGAACUCUGGCCCGGCGUCGAAUGAGGCAUUCAAGUCGCCAUCGUCGCAGUCCCAGGGCACAGCCGUGAGCAGCGCCUGUCUUCUGAUCGAAGCUGCCAUGGGGCCGUUGGAGCAGCAGCCAGAGCCCAUGGAGCAACCGUCGUCGUUCAAGUUCCCGCCCGGCGGGGCCAAGACCAAGAAGACCCUCAUGUCCAACUGGUUCCAGCAGACGGAGUGCGAGCAGCAGCCCACCUCCGGACUGGACAGCCUCGUGCAGGCCGCCAUGAGCGAGAUCAACGGGGACCGCGAGCAGAUGCAGGCGCAGUCCUCGCCGGCUCCGGCCCUGCUCAAGGUGGAGCAGUUCAUCCACCAGGCGGAGUCGACGAGCACGGUCACUCCGCGGGAGCAGCUCCAGCUGCCGUUGCAGAACAACUCGGUGAAGAAGCGGUGGCUGCGGCAGGCCAUCAGCGAGGAGACCACGCCGGACGAGCAGCAACAGCAGUCGUCGACGUCUGCCACACCCACUCCCACCCAGCCGACGCCCAGUGUGUCUCCGUUGGCCAAUGGAUUCAGCACACCCCUGAAGAAGCGCCGCCUGGUGGUGAUCAGCAAUGGAGCGAGUGCGGAGGCGGAAGACCCCCAGAUCGAUGUCAUCGGCGAGCCCAAGGAUGAGGCGGACGAAGAGAUCGUGAAGAUAGAAGCGGACGUGGAUCCGGAACUGAACCACCAGGAGCAGGACGACGAUGUGGAUAUCUUGCGGUCACCCAGUCCGGGAACCCACCAAAUCAUAGCCGAGGACAACCUGGUGAAGAUCGAGCCCGAGGAUACGAGCCCCGCGGCCAACGACGUGAAGAUCGACGUGGAGCGGGAGGAGAGCCAGGCCUGCGACAAGUUCGAGGAGAUGGUCAAGGUGAAGCGCGAAGAGGAGGAGCAGCGCGAGCAGCAGAGUCAGCAGGAGCAGCAACUGAACCGCGAGCCUGUUCAGCCCAAAGUGGAAUCGCCUCCAGUGGAGCUCAAAGUGGAAGAAGCUGACGUUAAGGUGGCACCCAAGUUGGAGGCAAGUCCCGAGAAGAUGGCUCCCAAAGUGGAAGCUGCCAAGGAUGAACCCAAACCUGGCGAGUCGCUUCUACGGGCGACAGCCACGGCCACUGCUGCUGCGGCGGCCACUCUGCUGGAUGUGGGCAAGGUGAUGCUCAAGACGAGGACGCCGCCAUUCAAGGCUGAGGAUGAGCCCCAGAAGAAGAAAUCAAAGGUGGAACCAGUGGCUGAGGUGUCUGUUGCACCGACCGCUCCUGAACCUUCACCUGCGCCAGCUUCUGCUACAGCUCCGGCUUCUGUUCCAACUCCAGCCCCUACUCCCGCUCCAGCUCCUGCACCUGCUAGUACCAAAAAUCUCAGCGAGCACGACAUACAGGAGCGUCUGCUGUCCUUCCAUGCAGCCAACAUCUCCUUCCUUCAGUCUCGGAACAAGAAAGCUUCCUCCUCGGCCUCCUCCAGUCAGAAGAGCAGCGUCAUUAGCACCGCUGUUACUGCUGUGGAGCCGAAGAAGGCGUCCAAGGAGAAGGACGAGAAGCGGGAAAAGGAGAAGCAACUGAAAAAGGCAAAGAAGGACAAGAAGAAGUCCAAGGAAAAGGACAAGGAGAAGGAGAAGGAGAAGGACAAGGCUGCCGCCGGGACACCCAACGUGGCGGAGAUCAAGAAGAAGCCAUCGCAACCAGCCGCCAAGGCAGCAGCCGACGUCAAAUCCCUGCCAGCUCCCAAUGCUGUGCCACCAGUGACCACGGCGAACGGCAAAACGAAGCAUGUGGAGCCACCCCAGCAGCAGCAGCAACAGCAGAUGAGGCGUCGAACCAUGUCCAUGUGCGUGACUCCCGUCACCCCUGCGGCCCCCGUUUCAAUGCCAUCUCCACUGCAUGGCACUCCGCCGACGGCGAAGAAGCGGCAGACCAACUUCGAGCAGGAGCUGACCAAGCCGAACAGCCAGAUCCUGAGCAGCAGCAUCCUCCUGAACAGCAGCAAGACCCAGAACACGCCGCUGACAGCUCCGACACUGUCCACGGUGCAACAUCAGCACCGGAAGGAGAACAACCACCAGGAUGCAAAUCCCAGCAGUGGAUUGGCGGCAGGAGCAGGAGCUCCCAUGAGUCUGGCGGCGGCGAUAGCCAGUGGAAAGCUGACGGCCAUCAGCCGGCGGCGGGAGUCCAUGUGCGGCAGCCGGCAGCAGCAGGCGCUCAUCGCGGCUGCCCUGAAGAAGGAGAAAAAGGAGAAGAAGAAGAACAAGAAGAAGGAUCGGGAGAAGCAGAAGCACGAGAAGCAAAAGGGCAAGGAUAAGGACCGGGAAAGGGAUCGGGACAAGGACAAGGAGAAGGAGAAGGAGAAAGACAAGGAGAAGGAGGGCAAGCAGAAAGUGGUGGUGAACCACAUCCAGAAGCCGCCAACCCUGGUGCCGGUGGCUGCCAGUCCAGUUCCAGCUCCGCCGGCACCCAGCCCCAUCUCGGUUGUGACGCCCAAAGCAGCUCCCAUUCCAGUGCUGAUCACUCAACCCACUCCGGCUGCCGCCUCCCUGCUGAAUAACUGCGCGCCCGGAAAGAUCUCCACGUUGCCCUUCUACAACACCAUCUACGGCAAGUUGCAGGAUCCCCCAGCGGCUGUCAGUGCCAGUGGUGGCAGCAGCAACAGCAUGCCCAGCCUGGCCGAGUACCUGGAAGCCACCAAGGCCAAGGCAACGGCUCCGCCGGCGAUCAAGCUUCCGGGAGCUGUGCCAGUCACCCCACCGCCAGCACCACCAGCUGCUGCUUCUGUGGACAUGCCCCCACCCACGACCACCCCCUUGAAGCUGUACACCCGGACGGCCAGCCACGAUCCGCGGCUGAAUCCCAAGCUCACGGUGCCGGAUCCGAUGCCCAUGCCCAAACGGAAACUCUCGAUCAGCGAGUACAGGAUGCGACAUAGGCCUUCGGUUGACACGGCUCCUCCCACCACUCCCACCACCCCCACAACGCCCACCACUCCAACCACACCAACUGGUUCCGGUGCGGACCGGUGCUUCGCCAAGCCCCAAACCAUCAACAAGUGCUCGCUGCAGUCGCCAGAGCGCUACCAGGCGGCGAUGCGAGAGCGCCGCAACUCGAUCAGUGUCCACCACCAACCUGUCGGCCUGAACAACAACAGUGCUGGCGGCAGCAGCAAGCUGGGCGCAGUCAAGGGCAGCGGCAACCACCUGCAGCAGGCGUUGGGAGUCACGGGAAGGCUGUCGGGGAAGAGUGCUGGGCUGGAUCACCCUACCACCACUCUGGACACGGUGAACAGCAUACUGAGCACGGCCCAGAAGCUGCACAUGUUCGACGACAAGCCAAAGGGUGGCCACUUUAAUGCUGCACCCACGUUGCUGGAACAGCAGCAGGAGAAGAUGAGCGAGCGAUCGCGAUGCCUGCAAAGGACUAUAUCCUGCGACUCGCGGGUGAUAGAACGCUUGGGCGGAGGAGCUGGCGCAGCGUGUGCCUUGGAGAAGGUGACGACGGCUAGACGAGAUGGCAUAUGAGGCACAAUUCAAAGACAGAUGAACAGAGAAACAUAAUCCCAGUCAGAAAUACGAAGAGUUAACAAUCCAACAUCGACCGGCUUGGUCUAGAGCUGCGAUGGAAUCACAUUUUCUACAUGAGAUACUCACUUUCCUUAUAAACCAAACAACACGAAAUGAAUCUUACUUUGUGUUGAUUACCUUAAAAACUAUAUUUAUAAUUUUUAACGCCCACUAUUGAGAUCAGGAAGCCUACAACAGAAUCACCAAACAAGCCAAUCCAAUCCAAUCAAUGAAUAUUAUGAAACAGAAAUACUUUGCUUAGCAAAUACCUACAUAUAUGGAAUAGAAACGUAUAGGAAGGGUGUUCUACUAAACUAUUUAGUUAUGUAAUAGUCUCGUUUUUGUCGUAAAUUAAUUACCAGCAAGAAAGCAUAAGAAUAUUUAUGUACAUACAGUAGAAGAGCCUCUAUAUAGCGCGAUAUACACAUUAACUUACCUAGCUAGUAGAUACAGAUUAGGCAGCAAAACUUGAAGUUAUACAGAUGUUGGAGCAAACCUUGAAUCGUUUAGUGAUUAAAUACGUAUUUUUAGUUAAGUUACAAGGCUUACAAGCUAGUAGUAGCGAAAGGGUAUAUCUUAUAAUUUGUCAAACUUUUUGUUUCUGCUUUUGAAAUACUACAAUACUUAUAGCCAGUCUUAAAAAAAUGCAAGCAAUACUAAAACAAAACUAAAGCUAUGGCUACAAAAAAAAACAAAUGUAAAUAAUAUUUAUAAAUAGCAACAAAACAACCAAAUUAAGGGAAAAAAACAAAUGCAAGCAACUUGUUAAUGUUGUCAGAUUGUUAAGCAAGUAAAGUGUAAGUUAAACAAAGUACAAAUCGAGGGCUAGAACAGAAUUGGGCCGCAAAGACCGCGAUUGCAAAGAGUGUAAAUACUGACAGAACAGAACAACAAUUUUCCGAAGCCAUUUUCGUAACUAGGGCGUAAGUCUCCUCCCCUAAUCCUAAACACAAACUAAUAUAUGGGUGUACAUAUUAACUUUUUUAAUUUGUAAACUCAUCGAGUAUUAGUCACUUUUCAUCAUUGAGUUUUGUACGUAUUCGUAUUCUGAGAAAUGCCUCCCAGGGGAUGUAUCUUUUUCGAAUAGAUCCCUUGGGGGAAGCAUUUCACAUCUUGAUUGUGGAAUUUUUUACCUUAUUUUUAAACUAAAACACGAAACUUUUAGAGUGAAAUUAAACUCAUUUUUGACCCUGUGAACAUAUUUGUUGUCCUAUGCACUUUUGGCGGGACUUUUCUGAGAGAAUAAGUAAACACACAAUAUUUAGCCAUAAGUCGUGCAACAUUUUUUAACGUAUGUUUUUAAGGAUAAUGUAAAGAACUAGGCCUAAGUUUGUACAUAAAUAUUACCUUGUAGUCUCACCAUUCUUAUAAUUACCAUUUAAGCAAAAAGGAGUUGGAUUCAUGGCAAGCCUUGUUUUUUUUUUUUUUUAACUUAGCUAACUAAGCAUAAAGUUAAUUUUAUUUUCUGUAAAUAUGCAAAUAAAACACUAAAGAAUAAGUGUAAAAAAUACUUAAAUCAAGUGUAAUAAGCCGAUUUUAUAAAACGCAUAUGUUGUUACUUUUUAUUAAGCGAUGUAUUAUAUAUACAACCCCAUAUACUAUAUACUUCUAGUUAUCUAUAAAGGCAGAAAGGAAAUCCGAAUUGAAAAAAGUUUGCAGUUUUCGUAAUACCACAUUUUUGAUAGAAAUAGAUUAAACCACAAAAACACAAAACACACGAAAUUAUUUAUAACUUAUUUGAGAGAAGCAGAAAAUAUAUCUAAUCUUAAUCAUCAUUUUUACUCUAACCUUAGAUUCUUUGUAAGUGCGAAUUUGAAUUGUAAGCGUAAGCGUAAGCGUAGUGGUCUAGCAUUAAGUCCAACUUGGUUUAACUGAUGUAAAUUAAAUACGUUAAUUGUUUAUUAAACAGCCAACACACACAACACACCACGAGAGCAGGUCCCAAACGAGUCGCUGGACAACACGCUUCGUCUGUAAAAUACAUUAAAAACUAAAAUUCUUUACCAAUAAACAAAAAACCGAAAAACACGAAUAAA